AUGAGCAAAAAAGGAAGUAUCGAGUCAUCGAAUACACAGACAAUGGAUGCUACAGAGCCAGGAACAUUAACACACAGUGCGUCCGAAAAUUCGUAUCAUUCGAACUCUUCAAACGAUAGAAGUUAUCAGGAGCAAAUCUCGAAUAUCAAUUCCCAGAAUGCUAAUUUGAAAACCAUAAAUAAGCAUUUAGUGAACCAAGAAGACACUUUAAAAUUACAAGGAGGAGAUGUAGCUCGACAUCUAUACCUGCAGCUAGAAAAUGUUAGCAGCAAGGAGUUGACGAACCUGAAGAGGAGAACGAGAUCAUCUUCGUUUUCGAACUUCUUAAGUCAGUCUAGAAGACAAUCCACCGCCAGUGACAUAAAUAUUCCAGGGGGAUUCAGAAGAGAGUUUUUGAUAAACAAGUCGUUGCAGGAAAAUACGGAGCCCCCCAAUUUCUUGACUCGAAAUUUUGUUGAGUUUUUGAGCAUAUAUGGUCGUUUUGCGGGGGAGAAUUUUGAUGAUGAUGAUAAUGAAGAACAAUACGAGGAAACGUUUGAUGAAGAGUCUUUAUUACUACCCAAUGAACGUAGGACUCCUCCUACUCGUAGACCUAGACCAGAAAAGAAGGGUGCAGCCAAUGUUCCCAAAACGUUUUUCUUAGUUUUUAAGGCGUUAGUGGGUUCGGGCAUAUUGUUUUUACCUAAAGCUUUCUCUAAUGGAGGUCUUUUGUUUUCUGCUAUAAUGUUGUUAUGCUUUGGUAUAUUGACAUUUCUUUGUUAUAUUAUUUUAAUUCGUUCUAAAAGAAUAUUAAACAAAUCGUCAUUCGGUGAAUUAGGGUUUAAGACUCAUGGAAAACCAUUAAGAAUUUGUAUUCUAAUAUCUAUAUUGAUUUCCCAAAUAGGAUUUGUGGCUACAUAUAUCUUAUUUACAGCAGAAAAUUUGAUUUCUUUUAUCGAAAACUACUUACACUUUUCUGCCAACUAUGUGAGUACACGGAAUAUUGUCAUAGUCCAAUGUAUUUUAUUAAUACCUUUGGUACUCAUUAGGAAUCUAGCCAAGUUAUCUAUAAUUUCUUUGAUAUCGUCGGUUUUUAUUGUUAUUGGGUUAAUAAUUAUAUUCUAUUUUUCAAUUAUGAAGAUUUCUGUUGAAGGUGUGGGUGAUAAUAUAGUCUAUUUUAAUUCUAGUAACUGGUCAAUGUUAAUCGGGGUUGCCGUUACUUCAUUUGAAGGUAUUGGAUUGAUUUUACCGAUUGAAUCUUCGAUGGCUCAACCAGAGAAAUUCCCUAUGGUUUUAUCGAUCAGUAUGUGCGUUAUAACGACAUUAUUCAUGUCAAUUGGUGUUCUUGGAUAUUCGACUUUUGGUGAUCAAGUAAAGUCAAUCAUUAUUUUGAAUUUACCACAGGGUAAGUUAUCAGUCCAAUUCAUAUCAUUACUUUACUCGUUAGCGGUAUUCUUAACAGCUCCCCUCCAGUUGUUUCCAGUAACUAAGAUUUUAGAAUCCUUAAUUUUCAAUUCGUACUUAUUCAAUGAUAAUACUACAACUGCCCGUAAGAAGGAUGAUGAAGGUAAAUUAUAUCACUUUUCAGGCAAAUAUAGUACGUCAAUUAAGUGGUCCAAGAAUUUAAUUAGAGCAAUAUUAAUUAGCUCGAUAUGCAUAAUUGCAUAUUUGAAUGCAAAUAAUAUUGAUAAAUUCAUUUCCUUCAACGGGUGUUUUGCAUGUAUUCCACUCGUAUAUAUCUACCCACCCUUAAUUCAUUUGAAAACUUAUAAAUUUGAUAGACAAAAUGAUUGGAAAGGUAAAUUUUUUAAAAUAUUUGAUUAUAUUUUAAUAAUUGUUGGGAUAGUUGCAGUAAUUUAUACAACUUAUCAAAUUUUAUUCUUAAUUUAG
Molecule: messenger RNA, 1869 nt
Organism: Debaryomyces hansenii CBS767
Lineage: Eukaryota; Fungi; Ascomycota; Pichiomycetes; Serinales; Debaryomycetaceae
Exons: 1
Coding region: 1-1869 (622 amino acids)
Biological process (GO): amino acid transmembrane transport
Molecular function (GO): amino acid transmembrane transporter activity
Source: RefSeq, a predicted model, not a curated record